Molecule: messenger RNA, 567 nt
Organism: Schizophyllum commune H4-8
Lineage: Eukaryota; Fungi; Basidiomycota; Agaricomycetes; Agaricales; Schizophyllaceae
Exons: 5
Coding region: 1-567 (188 amino acids)
Source: RefSeq, a predicted model, not a curated record
AUGUAUCCCCAUCCCUCAAUAGCGUGUCCCGCGCUGCCGACGAGUGCGGCGUCGUUCAAGGAAGCUAACGGCACGACGUCCUCUAAGAUCUCGUCGGGUACCCAAGGCUCGACGAACUGCGCGUUCGCACGGAAGACUGCGCCCUCGCGUUUUGAUAGACAGUCAACAAGCACGACGCGCUCGAGGAGAUUGAGGUCUCGAGCAGCCUAUCGCUGUCAGGCUGAUCUUCCGUCGACGGCCCAAGACCGAAAAAUGCACAUUCGGACGUCAACUGCGCCGAGGCCCGCGCGGGAAUCUCUAGCGGAACGUCGCGACUUCAAUGGCGUCGGGAAAGGGGCACGGGAGCGGCGACGGCGCGAAGCGCCGUCGCACGUCCCCAAACGCAUUCUCGAGGCACUUUGUGCGCGCCUCCAGAUGCAAAACUUUUGCAUUUUGACGCAAAAUGCGCCGAGGGCCGCGCGGGAGUCUCUAGCAGAACGCCGCGAGCUCAGCAACGCGAGGGAGGGGGCACGGACACGGCGGCGGCGGCGCGGAGCGCCGCCUUCUACGCUCUGUGUAAAGCUUUGA